GAGCUAAGCAGUACAAUAACAACAAAUGUACCGAAAUCACUGCACAUACGUAGAUUUCACAGUAAUCGAUAGUUUUAGCGACAUAUCGCAGACGAGCUUUAGUAACGGUUGCAAAGUGACGUUAAUUGAUCGCCUUUGAUUAAAAUUUUUAUCAUCAACAAACCCAGUUCAGCCUGAAACCUGAUUUUUUUAGCCCAGCCCAACUCGUGAUUCGAAAACUGUCAAUCCAGUUCAGCCUCAGCCACAAUGGUCGACCGACAUGUCUCUUAGUCCAGCCUAGUUCUAAAAUGAUUGAUCCAUCACAUCUCUAGUUGCUACACGUAAGGAAGACGUGGCUGCCAAUGAGGAAAGAAGAAACAAGGAGACACACGCACUGUACUGUGCGUAAGUACACCGUCGCGGUUUGAUCAGGUGAAACCGGGAAAUUUUGUACUAGGCAUAAAUUCCGGCAAUCAUUCAAUCCUAUGGUUUUAGUGCUUUGUGAGUCAGCCAUGCAUUUGCAGAGAGAUAACUUAAAGAAUCGUUUUCAUGGGAAGAAUCUUUGGCAUUUGCUUAUAAUAAUCGUCGCAAUCCAGUCCAGUGUUUUUGGAGACAAUGCCGAUUUGUUCUCUUCGAUUUCUGACACUGAGAGGCUCUUCGAGAUCGAAAUCCAAUUCUCAAGAGACAUUGUGACGUAUGUCGAAGCAUUGGAGAACCAUGCCAAGGCCAUUCGCAAAUACGUGGACCUGGCUUAUCCCGAGGGACCUUUGAAAGAUGUUCCCGACAAAGAAGCAUUUGUCGCUAAUCCGCUCAAUUCUUUUGGCAUGGUGAAACGAUUGGGGCCACAUUUCUUGGACCAUGACAUGGCAAACUUGCUCGCUGACCAAACUCUGAUGGAGCUCCAAACCAAACUGUCCAACAACUCGAAGGUUUUCCCCACAGCCUCCAACUUUGAGGAGAUUGUGAUCAGUCUCAGUCUGCUACAAGAGACUUAUCAGUUGAACUCCUCAGAUCUGGCCGAUGGUUUCAUUACAUAUGAUGGUCAAAAAUACCAGAGUGAUUUCAGAUUGAACCCCCGUGAUAUGAUGGAAAUUGGCAUUGGAGCCACGAAUUCGGGCUGGUGGGACAAUGGAAUCAGGUGGUUCCAAAUUGCGGAACAAAAACAACGGAACUCGACGGACGUGGUAUUCAGUAAAAUCUUGGCCCAGAAAGUCAGAGAGGGCACAAUCUAUCACGACAAGCUCCUCGAUCAACGCGGACAAUUCGGAGCUACUCACCGAUGCUUCCCCGUUCCUUUCGAUAAGAAGCUCAAGAAGAAGAAGAAAUACAAAAAAGUGAAGCAAAACGUCAAUUACAUUCGAGAGAAAAUCCUUCAACAAAAGCUAUUUCAUGCAGAAAUUCCCUCCCAAGUGAAAAAAGCCAUGUCCUUUGACAUGUGCAGCAACGGGGUGAGAGAAUGGCGAACCCCUGAACAUGACCGCCGUUUAAGAUGCGCCUUCAUUCACCAUCAGGACCCGUACUUCCGUCUGGGCCCAUUCAAAGUGGAGGUCCUCAAUGAGACGCCAUUUGUUUCCAUGUUCCACAACUUCAUGCACGACGCGGAAAUGGACCAUUACAAGGACUAUGCCAAACCUAAUCUCGCUCGGUCCGUCACGGGUUUGGCUGAUACUCAAGCACGGGUCCAAACUCGAACCAGUAAACAGGCAUGGUUAGCCGAGCGGUGGUUCACAUUCAAUAUUACCGAGGCCUCAGCGUCAACCAUCCCCCAAAACAACGAUCUUAGUCCUCCGCCCCUGCCAUUUGAGCCCAUGAAAUAUGCCGUGGAUUUGGACGUCCCAGGGGCCAAUGUGGCCCGAAGAAUCAAAUAUGCAACUGGCUUGGAAACUGAGAGACCGUUCUCCGGAGAGUCGUUUCAAAUUGCCAACUACGGCCUGGGCGGGCAGUAUCAAAUCCACUUGGACGGUUUGGGAUUUUUUGACGGCCAAAUUAACCCACACAGGGAGAAGACUCAAUUUAAACACAAUAACGCCGUGGGCGAUCGCUUGGCCACUUUCAUGGCCUACUUGACGGAUGUCGAGGCCGGAGGUCAUACGGUGUUUCCGCUAUUAGGUGUUUCGGCCAAACCCGAGAAGGGUAGUGCCAUCUUUUGGAUCAAUCUUCACACCACAGGAAAACGGGAUGAGCUCACCAUUCACGGAGGCUGUCCUGUGUUGGUAGGAUCCAAAUGGAUCACGAAUAAGUGGAUCUAUUCCAACGACCAAUUUCAAAAGUUGACGUGUCCACUUAAUUCAUGAGAUGAACUCCCGGACAAACGUCGUGAUAGUGAAGCUGCUGUGCAUCCUGAGCAUUGUGGCCAUUGCAUCCGUUUUGGGGCUUUCGGAAAAUGAAAUUCCUCGACAAACCGACCAACAGCUCCUCGACGCUAAAAUGAAGGUUCACGCCAAGGCUGUCGAAAGACAGAUUAAGUUCUUGGACAACUUCAUUGACACAUACUACAAAGACUACAAUUUCACGGAGGAAGAUGCUCAUGAAUAUGUUAGCAAUCCAAUCAAUACCUACAUGCUCAUCAAGCGAACCAGCUUGGAGUGGCCGAAAUUGAAACAGAUCCUCUUCAAUGACGCCAUGGAUAAAGAAUACGAAGAUAUACUCAAACUGGCAGAUUCCCUGUCCCAAAAAUGAAUCAAUAAUAAAACAGAAAUCCCGAAAAGCCAUUGUCAAUUGUUGGACUGAAAUCUAAAAUGUUCUACUCCAUUUUUUUCCAGA
Molecule: messenger RNA, 2742 nt
Organism: Tigriopus californicus
Lineage: Eukaryota; Metazoa; Arthropoda; Copepoda; Harpacticoida; Harpacticidae
Product: prolyl 4-hydroxylase subunit alpha-2-like
Exons: 3
Coding region: 465-2273 (602 amino acids)
Biological process (GO): peptidyl-proline hydroxylation to 4-hydroxy-L-proline
Cellular component (GO): endoplasmic reticulum
Molecular function (GO): procollagen-proline 4-dioxygenase activity; protein binding; L-ascorbic acid binding
Source: RefSeq, a predicted model, not a curated record